Messenger RNA from Glossina fuscipes, 663 nucleotides. RefSeq names its product 60S ribosomal protein L34-like. Gene Ontology annotation, biological process: translation. Gene Ontology annotation, molecular function: structural constituent of ribosome. Gene Ontology annotation, cellular component: ribosome. Bases 108 to 569 code for a protein of 153 amino acids. The record is from RefSeq and is a predicted model, not a curated record. The transcript has 3 exons. Lineage: Eukaryota; Metazoa; Arthropoda; Insecta; Diptera; Glossinidae.
GCUAAUUUCUCUUGCUUGCAGUGGUUGGCAAGAACUGUCACAAACUUCACAUAUUCUAACUGCGUUAUCAACAUCUUCCUUUUCUUUUUUUUCUUGAAGUCGACAAUAUGGUGCAGCGUUUGACCUUGAGGAGACGUCUUUCCUACAACACUAAAUCGAAUAGAAGGCGUAUUGUGCGUACACCAGGUGGGCGCCUAGUAUAUCAAUACGUCAAGAAAAAUAAAACUGUGCCUAAAUGUGGACAGUGUAAAGAGAAAUUAAAGGGUAUUCGCCCUACACGCCCCUGUGAACGCAGUCGACUGUCUAAACGUCAAAAAACUGUCGCCCGUACGUACGGUGGUGUUCUUUGCCACGGUUGUUUACGCGAGCGCAUCGUUCGUGCUUUUCUUAUCGAAGAACAGAAAAUAGUCAAGGCUUUGAAAAGCCAACGCGAAAUGAUGGUUAAACCCGUCAAACCUGUGAAGGCUGUAGAAAAGAAGCAGAGUAAAACAGCUGGUGCUGCCAAAACAGCAUCUAAAUCGGCCACAAAAAAGCCCGCUCAGAAAUCAACCGGUAAAACCAAAAAGUAGAAGGAAUUUUGGUUUUGUUCGUUAGAAUAUUUUCUGAGAUAAUUUGUGUUUUUUUUUUUAUUUAAUAAUAAUAAAAAGAAAUAAGUGCGCGAAA